Molecule: messenger RNA, 297 nt
Organism: Tuber melanosporum (Perigord truffle)
Lineage: Eukaryota; Fungi; Ascomycota; Pezizomycetes; Pezizales; Tuberaceae
Exons: 3
Coding region: 1-297 (98 amino acids)
Source: RefSeq, a predicted model, not a curated record
AUGUCCCAGGCCGGGAGCAAAUUGUCCUGGGUUGUUCUGGGUUGCUGUAAUAAACACUGGAGCGCAGCCACUCACCCAGCUAUUGGAUGCGUCAUAUCUUCUUUCACUUCUACAGCCGCACUUUUUCCUCGGCCACCAGAAGACAAGGCAUGCUCUAUAUUACAAGCCCUCCGACAAUACUUCUCACCGGUCCCUGGGCGUUUCUGUUGGACAUUAACCAAAGUCAAGGCCCACACAUAUAUUCCCGAAGUCAUCCCACUUUUCUCCUCCCCCGAACUAUUUCCGCUCCGCGGUUGA